Thamnophis elegans (Western terrestrial garter snake) is the source of this 4122-nucleotide messenger RNA. RefSeq names its product dual specificity phosphatase 16 (gene DUSP16). Lineage: Eukaryota; Metazoa; Chordata; Lepidosauria; Squamata; Natricidae. The record is from RefSeq and is a predicted model, not a curated record. The coding region runs from base 564 to 2546 and encodes 660 amino acids. Gene Ontology annotation, biological process: protein dephosphorylation; negative regulation of MAPK cascade. Gene Ontology annotation, molecular function: MAP kinase tyrosine/serine/threonine phosphatase activity; protein tyrosine/threonine phosphatase activity. Gene Ontology annotation, cellular component: nucleus; cytoplasm. The transcript has 7 exons.
CCGCGCGCUGCUGCCUCCUUCCUGCCCGCCUUCCAGCCGAGGCUGCAGCCGGACCCCGACGCCUCCCAGCUGGGCAGCCGCUCGCCGGCAGCCCCCUCCCUCCCCUCCCUCUCUCUCUCACUCUCCCCUGCCCCGUCCUCCUCCUCCUCCUCCUCUUCCUCCUGCUGCCCGGAGCCCCUCGCUCGGCCUCGCCUCCCGAAACGGCUCCUAGGCCGCUCGAAGAAGAAGACCAAUGAUGAGAGAACAAAGAUAGGGAAUGAGGUAAUGGCAGGAACAUCUGAGAAGGAUCUUUUAUGAGGAGUCUGAAAUGGCAACGCCAUAGCCCAAGAUGAAUGGGUUGUGAGGGGCGUCUUUGUACGAGGCAUUUCUCUCCAGAGGACCCUCCGAAGAGAAAAAUGGGUCUCCCUUUCCUCUUGCCCGUCUCCACCGAGAUGACCUCAUUCAUCUGGAGGACAAUGGAGAGUCUGGGCCUUUAAGUUCAUAGCCAUUACCUCAUCUUCUUCGUGGGGGCCGCAGAUUUGAGAAGCAAAAGCAUUGCUCCAGUUCGGGGGUCUGCGGUUGUCAUGGCGGAUGAAAUGAAUGAUGCUCAGCUCAUAACCGGGGAGAGGCUGGUGACUUGGCUGGAAAGCAGCAUGGAGAAGUUGCUCCUGAUUGACAGCCGCCCCUUUGUGGAGUACAACAUGUCCCAUAUCUUGGAGGCCAUCAACAUCCACUGCUCCAAACUCAUGAAGCGCAGGCUGCAGCAGGAUAAGGUGCUAAUCACCGAACUUAUUCAGCAUUCGGCAAAACAGAAGGUUGAAAUCGAUGGCAAACAGGAAGUUGUGGUGUAUGAUCAGAACUCAACGGAUCUGGCUACUGUGCCUUCCGAUUCCUUCCUGAGUCUCCUGCUGAGAAAAUUGGAGAAAAGCUUCAGCAAUGUUCACUUGCUUGCAGGUGGAUUUGCUGAAUUUUCCAAUUGUUUCCCGGGCCUUUGCGAAGGGAAAUCUAUCCUGGUGCCUUCCUGCAUUUCUCAGCCUUGCUUACCGGUUUCCAACACGGGCCCCACCCGGAUUCUCCCCCACCUGUAUCUGGGGUGUCAAAGAGACGUCCUCAACAAGGAGCUCAUGCAACAGAAUGAGAUUGGCUACGUGUUAAAUGCCAGCAAUACCUGUCCUAAACCUGACUUCAUCCCAGAGUCCCACUUCUUAAGGGUGCCGGUGAAUGAUAGCUUCUGUGAGAAAAUCUUUCCUUGGCUGGACAAGUCUGUGGACUUCAUAGAAAAAGCCAAAGCUUCAAACGGUUGCGUCUUAGUCCACUGUUUAGCCGGAAUCUCCCGCUCGGCCACGAUUGCCAUUGCCUAUAUAAUGAAAAGGAUGGAUAUGUCCUUAGAUGAGGCCUACAGGUUUGUGAAAGAGAAGAGGCCAACCAUUUCUCCUAACUUCAACUUUCUCGGUCAACUUCUGGACUUUGAAAAGAAGAUCAAGAAUCAGGGGGGCACGAGUGGACUUGUUAGCAAACUCAAGCUUUUGCAUUUGGAAAAUGGCAGCAACCAUGGAGCAGGCGGUGGAGUCCUGAGGGGCCCUUCUCAGCUCUGUGCUUCCUCUACCUCAGAGAACGUGGAGCAGAAACCCCGGGAGCCAGGAACCCCCCCGGCUCCCCCUCUCUCGCCAUCUGCAGAGGGCGGCUCCUUGAUGCAAAGCCGAACUGGGUUAAACGUCUCCUCCGAUAAAGUUGAAGACAGCAACCGAUUGAAGCGGUCGUUUUCCUUGGAUAUCAAGUCAGUCUCUUGCGCCGCGGGCAACGCUUGCCUUACCGCUUCAGGACCCGGGUACCCAUCCUUGGAAGACACGUUGGAGUUCUACAAGCAUUCGGCCACUUUGGAAGCGGGCAGCAAAUUAUGCCAGUUCUCCCCUGUUCAGGAAGUUUCAGAACAGACGCCCGAGGGCAGUCCCGAUAAGGAACACACCAAGCUGCCGGAGAAGUCCCACCAGGGCUGGCCGCCGGACAGCCAGAACAAGCGGCAGCAUUCAGGAAGGGCCACGUGUCCUGCUCAGAGGUCGUCCUUGUAUCCAUUGCAUCGAAGCGGCAGCAUGGAAGACAAUUACAGAACCAACUUCCUCUUCGGCCUUUCGGCCAGUCAGCAACAUCUGGCCAAGUCUGCAGCUGGGCUGGGUCUCAAAGGCUGGCAUUCGGACAUCUUAUCUCCUCAAACCUCCGCAGCUUCCUUAACCGGCGGCUGGUAUCUCACCGCUGAUCCCUCCCAUAUUUAUUCUGCUUCAGCCGUCUACGGGAGGAGCGCCACUUAUUCGGCCUUCAGCUGCAGCCAGCUGCCCACGGGGUGUGAGCCGACGUACGCGGUGCGCCGGAGAGAAAAACACGGGGAGCGAGGGGACUCCCGGCGGAGCUGGCACGAGGAGAGUUCCUUUGAGAAGCAGUUCAAGCGGAGGAGUUGCCAGAUGGAAUUUGGGGGAAGUAUCAUGUCGGAGAACAGGUCCCGAGAGGAACUUGGGAAAAUGGGGAGCCAAUCCAGCUUCUCAGGCAGCAUGGAGAUUAUUGAAGUAUCUUGACUCUCUUCGAUGAAUUUUUUUUCCCCCAUUCCUUUUUUUCCCCAAUUUUCUAUAAAAACAAUUCCCUGUAAAUCUGAAAUUUCACAAUACUGUUCAGCUCCGGUAUGGACGAAAAUUAACAAAACUGCGUGUGUGUGCAUGUGCGUGGCUUUUGUGUGCGUGUGCAUGCACCCACAGAAGCCCCAUGAGUGUAUUCCAGAGAGAUUAAAUGGUAAAAUUUAAUUUUGGCAAUAUAGACAAUCAGCUCUUUUCUUGCCUUGCAAGUUCUCAUCACCUUAAGGCAAAAAAAAAUAAAUAAUGCAGCUGUUUUCCUAAAUUUCCCUUAACAAAUGAAGCAGUGACACACAAAGUUGCCCAUCCUUAUUGUCUUUAACGAAUCAGCCUCUGUUAAGCAGACUUGAUGUUUGUUUUUACUAAAGUUUUGAUUGAAAGGUGACUGAAAACAGAGUUUGUGCUCGCCGCUGCUGUAUUUUCCCCCAAGAAACACACCUAUACGAAGAUUUGCAGUCAUCCAGGUGGAGUUGUCUGGAAAAGGAAUUGUGGCUUGCUUUUUCCCUUUUUGCUUUGAAACGUUUCGCAGUUCGGAAGCGACUUGGAUAAGCCGCGAAACGUUUCAAACCAAAAAAAGAAGAAGAAGCCAGGUUUCCUAAGAAACAUGUGCCGACGGGAGCUGAGAGAGACUUUAAGACACAUGCUCUUUGCACAACCAUUGUAUGAAUGCCACUUUAGUAGACAGCCUUCUUUAAUUUGGCUAGUCAGCAUCUCAAAACCAGACAAGACAGCAGACUUUUUCAGGUUCUGGAUGUGUUUGCUAACUCUGGAUGAGGAUUAUUACCCUGUGGACUGCAAGCUGUUCCAUGUGCACGUUUUCAUGUGUUAUGUCUUUGCGUCUUAAUAUUCAAGGUACACAAAUAAUGCCUGCAAUUGAGACCCUGCAUGUGCUGUUAUGCAGAGGCCUGGACUGUGUCUAUGAAACUGACAUCCUCCACAACCAUCUAUCAAGGACAUUUGCCCAGGAAGCGCCCAACAAUUUCCAUGAUCCAAGAUCACAAAGCAUGAUUUCAUUUCUAGCUCCCCCACUCUCCGACACGGACAGGUUAAGCAGGAAUGCAAAAAGGAGAGGACAUUUUUGAUGCUCUUGGGUUGUUGGUGUGUGUGCAGGGGUGGGAUUCCACCGGUUUGGGCAGACCGGUAGCUCCAACAAUCAGCUGGGUGCGAACUGGUUUGCCCCGACGAUCAGAUGGGCUCCACCCACCCGCCCGCGCUAUUUUUCUACUUUUAUCUUCUCAACUGGUUCACGCGGCAGAGCAGGUAGCCGUGUGAAUCAGCUGUGUUACUCCUCCGAAGAAACCCGGAAGUGAAGAUUUCCUCAAAAUGUGCACAGCAAAUCGUGCGAUCACCGAACUGGUUGUGAAACUUGGAGGAUCCCGUGUGUGUGUGUGUACGUGUGUGUGUGUGUGUGUGUGUGUGUGUGUGUGUGUUGGGGAUUAAUCAGAGAGAUUCCAUUCCAUGCUUCCAAUCACUACAGAGGGAAUGUAAAGCACAAGCAACAGGAAUAAAUUGUAUCUAAACGAUA